CAAAUUCACUCUUGCCGGAAUUAUGUACAAACUUUUAAAGUCACUUACGGGAACCCCGGGUGCACUGUCAGAGUUACAUUGACAGUGAACUUGGAAUUUAACACGACUCUUCAGCAAAGGAGAUUCGACUAAACGACGAAGAAUAUUUGAUGGCAUCGAUUUUUGGAAGGUUACGCGCAUGCGUAGCCUUACCCCGGAUCCGGUGUGUAUCAACAUGUGGCACUCGCAGCGACACAAAGUCCCGGAUCCUUUUCAGUGCCAAUCAUCUUCUGCGAUCAUCCCAAAUUCUAUCAACAAGAUAUUGUUCAACAUCUGUCAUUAUGACCGACCUUACGAACAACCCUGCCGACUCGGGUGACUUCCGUCUUCCCCUAGACGUUAAACCAACCCAUUAUGACUUGACUAUCAAGACUGACCUAGAAAACUCAAUAUUCGAGGGUGUGGUCAAGAUCAACCUCGAUGUCAAGAAGGAAACUUCUACUAUCGUCUUCAACUCAGCCGAUCUUAAGUUGAAUGACGCGUCAUUAUAUUCCGAUGACCUCAAGAUCAAGCAAGUCGAUCCUUCUCCGUCUCUCGACGACAAAGCGGAACGCUGCGUACUUUCUUUUCCGACCCCUCUGCCUGCCGGCUCAAAGGCAACACUGUCCAUUGCCUUCUCUGGGGAACUGACCGGGGCUAUGAUGGGGUAUUACAAGAGCUCGUUUGAGCACGAUGGAACCAAGAAGUACUACUCAUUGACUCAGUUUGAACCCACCGCUGCCAGGCGUGCCUUCCCGUGUUGGGAUGAACCUCUUCUCAAGGCGACCUUUGCGGUUACUAUGAUAUCACGCGCUGACACGGUCAAUCUGGGCAACAUGUCUGUUGCAUCGGAGGAAAUCUACGAACCCCAAACGACCAAAGUAGACGAUCCUUCUUUGGAGGCGCUCUUUUCGGCAUUGACAACUCAAGACAGCCCCGAAGCGCAAUGGAAGAUUUCCAAGUUUCAGACUACACCACCCAUGUCCACUUAUCUGGUUGCAUUUGCCAAUGGAUGUUUCGCGUACCUGGAAAGCUCUUAUAAGAGUCCUUUGAGUGGGAAGAUCCGUCCCUUGCGCAUCUACUCUACUCCUGAUGUAAUUCACCAGGCCCAGUAUGCCCUCGACAUCAAAGCAAAAGUCCUCCCCAUCUACGAGGAAAUUUUUGACAUCGAAUAUCCCCUCCCAAAGCUGGAUACUCUGGUGGCCCAUGAUUUUGACGCAGGUGCUAUGGAGAACUGGGGCCUCAUCACUGGACGUACCAGCGCCUUCCUCCUUGACCCCAAGAAGGCAGACGUGGCUGCAAAGAAACGAGUGACUGUGUUUCAGUCUCAUGAAGUCGCUCAUAUGUGGUUUGGUGAUAUCACAACCAUGGAAUGGUGGGAUUAUCUAUACUUGAAUGAAGGAUUUGCAACCCUGAUGGGUGAAGUCAUCGUUGUUGGUGUGUACCCGGAAUGGAAGGUCGACAGCUCGUUUAUAUCCGAGCAUUUGAACGAUGCGCUGGAUCUUGAUGCAAAACUAUCUUCUCAUCCGAUCGAAGUGCAUUGUCCCGAUGCCAACCAGAUCAACCAGAUUUUCGACUCCCUUUCUUAUGCCAAAGCAGGCUCUGUUCUGCGCAUGUUGUCCAACUUUGUCGGCGAGGAGCGCUUUCUAAAGGGCGUUUCCAUCUACCUCAAAAAGCAUCUAUAUGGGAACACUGUCACCAAGGACCUGUGGCAAGGCAUCUCGGAGUCCACUGGGAUAGAUGUGCCGAAGAUCAUGGAAAAUUGGAUUUCGAAGAUCGGCUUCCCUGUCCUCACUGUCACUGAGAACGGCAAUGGUAUUCACGUCCGCCAGGAUCGCUUCCUGGAAUCGGGGCCUGCAGAAGACAGGGACAAUCAGACGAUCUGGACCGUCCCUUUGGCCCUGCUGACAACUGCUGGUGAUAACGUCAACAUUGAUAAGUCUGUCGUCCUUGACACUAGGGAGAAGACACUCGCCAUUGACACCUCGAAGCCUUUCAAGCUCAACGCGGGGACUUAUGGUGUCUGCCGCGUGUUGUACUCUGAUGAAAGGUUCGCGGCGAUCGCUAAGGAGGCUGCUAAGGGUGAUGCUGUGUUCUCACUGAAUGACCGCAUUGGCCUUGUGCAUGAUAUCAUGGCAUUAUCCAAGGCUGGAUUUUGUAAAGUUAGCAGUGCGCUGAACAUCGUCGAUAUUUUACACGAUGAAAAGGAGUUCCUUGUGUGGGACAGUAUUGCUCGGAAUAUCACCACUCUUGUGUCAACUUGGUGGGAGCACGAGACUAUUGUCAAUGAUCUAGAUGCUUUCCGUCGUGCAUUGUUUGCGCCCAUUGUCAAACGCCUAGGCUAUGAAUACUCCCCUUCUGAGUCCGUGGACAUCUCUCAACUACGCACCCGCGCUGUUGGACAGGCGGCUGUCGCUGGGGACUCUGCUGUGGUGGAGGAGCUCAAGACCCGGUUUGCGGAAUACAUGAGAACGCAGGAUGAUUCGAGGAUACCUGCUGAUCUGUUUAGGACGACUAUCCUUACUGCUGUGAAGCACGGAGGUCGUGAAGAGUAUGAGUUUGCCAAGGCAUUAUACGAGAACCCAACUACGGCUCCAUCGAAGAGCAUCUCCGCUGUAAUGGCGAUGUGCGCCAGCCAGGACGAGGCCUGCAUCAAGGACACAUACACAUACAUCCUCUCAAAAGCGCGGACCCAAGACAUCGUAUAUUUCAUCAACGGCUUUCAGACGAACUACCGCACAAGACGCAGCUGUGCGCAGUUCUUCCAAGACAACUACGCGGAGCUUGCCAAACGGUACGAGGGGAACUUUUCGUUCAAGGAUAUUGUCUCGUCGAGCUUUGGCAAUUUGAGCAAGGAGGAAGACUACCAGCAGAUCGUAGACUUUUUCAAGGACAAGGAUACAUCCCGUUAUAACCUUGCACUGUCACAGACUCUAGAGUCGUUGCGUGCUUCGAGGGAGUGGAUCAAGCGAUCCACGACAGACAUUGCGGAGUGGCUUAGCGAAUGGAAAAAGGGAUCACUGAGAAGUUCACUGCCUCGGUAACGUGAGGAAUGACGGAGGACGCGUGAGAUAUGGUGGGCCCAGCGAGGAGCGAGGAUAGUUACGUAACUGGGUGGACUGUAGGGCGGCGUAAAAAGUCUGUACUGAAUCUUGUAGAACACGCGCCGACAACAUCAUCAGCGUCGACCGGCUUAAGCACUUUUUGCGGUGACU
Molecule: messenger RNA, 3233 nt
Organism: Suillus clintonianus
Lineage: Eukaryota; Fungi; Basidiomycota; Agaricomycetes; Boletales; Suillaceae
Exons: 24
Coding region: 150-3062 (970 amino acids)
Biological process (GO): peptide catabolic process; proteolysis
Cellular component (GO): cytoplasm
Molecular function (GO): zinc ion binding; peptide binding; metalloaminopeptidase activity
Source: RefSeq, a predicted model, not a curated record